Messenger RNA from Prunus dulcis (almond), 1138 nucleotides. Its product is annotated as probable calcium-binding protein CML23. The coding region runs from base 323 to 940 and encodes 205 amino acids. The transcript has a single exon. Gene Ontology annotation, molecular function: calcium ion binding. The record is from RefSeq and is a predicted model, not a curated record. NCBI's taxonomy places the organism in Eukaryota, Viridiplantae, Streptophyta, Magnoliopsida, Rosales, Rosaceae.
UAUAUAUGCCGGCUUCUCUAGAAUCAUAACUCAGCUGGCAUCCACCCAGCAAGACCUAAUAAAACCCCAAAAGCUUCAACAGACUUGGUCCGAUUCCCCAUAGGCUAUAGAUAUACAUACAAUCUCUCUCUCUCUCUCUCUCUCUCUCUCUCUCUCUCAUAUACAUAGAUGAGGAUCUAAGAAAGAGCCGAAGUCUUGGUCUUGCAGGGCUAUCUACUCAAAAAGAGCCAUGCAAAAAUCAACUCACUGCUGCUCUGCUCAACACCACUGAUCUUUUUUUUUUUUUUUUUCCUUUCUGCAAAGCCUAUAACUCUCUGUCAUUAUGAGUUGUAUCAGAAUUUGCUUGGCCUCAUCUCUGCGGAGGAUAACCAGUGGGUGCAGGAAAACCAGAAAGCAAGGGAAACUUUCUUCGAGCUUUGAUGUGCCUGCAACCUCAUCUUUUGCAGCCAUGGAAGUCUCUAAGCAAUUCAAGCAAGUGUUUGAGGUCAUGGAUUCAAAUGGGGAUGGGAAAAUUUCCCCUCUUGAGCUCAGUGAAGUGCUCUCAUGCCUUGGAUACAAGAAGUCCAUUGCCACAAAGGAAGCUGAAGGAAUUGUGAGAGAAAUGGAUUGCAAUGGAGAUGGUUUUAUAGACUUGGAAGAGUUCAUGAAUGCUGUGAAUAUUGAUAGGUCAAGGAAAAUUAAUAAGAAUAAGAAUAAGAAUAGUGAGUGUAGAAAUGAGGAAGAAGACUCUGAGCUCAUGGAUGCUUUUCUUAUUUUUGACACUGAUAAGAACGGGAAAAUUUCAGCCAAGGAGUUGCAGAGGGUUUUGGUUAGCCUUGGAUGCCAAAGAUGCAGUCUUAGAGAGUGCAGACAGAUGAUCAAAGGGGUUGAUAAGAAUGGAGAUGGAGCAGUGGAUUUUGAAGAAUUUAGGUUGAUGAUGACAAGAAAUUAUGUGAAUUGAAGAUCAAUAGGAUUAAGUCAGAUCAAGUCACGCUAGCUGCAGGAAAGAAGAUGAGUUCAAUCAUUUCCAGGAUCAAUUUUAGAAUGCAUAUAUCUAAUUUGUGUAAAGAGUUCAAUCUUUUUCCAAAGAAAAAGGGUUGAUUGUGUAACAGAUAUGCUUUAAAUUUUGGCAGAUUAUUAUGCCCUCUCAUUUUCUCUC